Molecule: messenger RNA, 1165 nt
Organism: Ruditapes philippinarum (Manila clam)
Lineage: Eukaryota; Metazoa; Mollusca; Bivalvia; Venerida; Veneridae
Product: large ribosomal subunit protein uL1-like
Exons: 9
Coding region: 128-1108 (326 amino acids)
Source: RefSeq, a predicted model, not a curated record
UAUGGUAUUUCCGCACAUGAAAGUCCUUUUUGCUCCAAAGGCAUACUCCAUUGGACCAUUACGCAUCAUUUAUUUACUUUUUGGUGCUUAGCUGAUUUCAAGCGUCUAAGAUUGUACUUGAUCCAAAAUGGCAGCCUCCAUGUUCAGAAAAGGUUUAUGUAGAGCUCGCAGUCUGUGUAUGGUUCAGCAUGAGUUAGAGUCAGCAUUUACACUACAGAGACAACAAUGUCGUUUAAAAAAUACUGCAACAAAUAUGAAACCAAAAGCAUCAAGAAAGAAAAUUGCAUCUAAAAAGAAAGUAGAUGGUGAACCAGUCAAAAAAUUCACCAGUCUGACACCUAAAUACAGUAUCUAUAUAACAGAUGAAUACCCACCACAGAAGUUCUCCUUUGAAAAAUGUAUUGAGAUGCACAAAGAGGCUGCUGCGCCAGAAAUGACCAAUACUCUACAUGCACAAGUAUAUGCUGAUAUUGAACUGGACUGUACAACAAAUAAAAAGACUAAGUUCAUGAAGAAUAUAAGAGGACUAUUAGAAUUCCCGCAUAAAUUUGAACACAAGCAGAAGAAAGACAUAUUCAUAUUUAGUGAGAAUCCAACAGACUGGGAGCAGUGUAAAGAAUUAGGUGCUACUACAGUAGGAGGAGAUGAAUUGAUAGGCUAUUUAAACCAGGGUCUUCUACGUCCGGAUGAUAUUGAAAAAUGUGACUUUCUUUUUGCCACACCAGCCAUGGCACUUAAACUUUUAAAAAUGAGGAGUAUAUUGAUGGAUAAAACGCCAACUUUACAAAAUGGAUGUAUAGUAUCUGAUUUUGAACCUAUAAUCAAGAAGCAUAUUGAAGGUGUUACAUUUAAGUCGCACAAAAAGGAGAACAGUGUUGGCUUAGUCCAGGUUCCCUUUGGACAGCUCUACCAAGAGGCCAAUCAACUGAAGGAGAACUUUGAUCAUAUGGUAUCAGUUCUGGCAGCCUUGAAACCAAAAAACCAAGCAUAUUUAUUGAAGACUAUAAGACUGAUAGCCCCUCCAUCAACUGAGAUAUUUGAAUUAGAAUUUAUAAAGACGGAGGGUGUGCUGACACAAGAAAUAGAGGAUUCAGAUGAAGAAGAUUAAAGUGUAUUAUACAUUUUAUGUACAUUGAUUACAUUAAGAAUAAAUUUGAAAUAACUA